Messenger RNA from Acytostelium subglobosum LB1, 2484 nucleotides. RefSeq lists its product as hypothetical. The record is from RefSeq and is a predicted model, not a curated record. Bases 1 to 2484 code for a protein of 827 amino acids. NCBI's taxonomy places the organism in Eukaryota, Evosea, Eumycetozoa, Acytosteliales, Acytosteliaceae. The transcript is spliced from 4 exons.
AUGACAACGUUGAAUGUCUUUGGGUCAUUCUUGAGGAAGGUUCAAGAGAGUAACUCUGAUGUUAGAGUUGACAAAGUACAGAUUGAUUUGUUCAUUCAAUCAGUCUGUACAUUAGAGACAACCUCUCCGGCUAGUAUAUCUUAUAACAUCUCAUUGGUCAAGUAUGAUUAUAUGUAUCCUUUAAUAUCACAGAUACUUGCUAAUCGACAAUGUGUAGAUCAAGAUGUGUUGUAUUGGAUAGGUCAGUUUGUUAUAAUAUUUGAGUCAUUUGAUGAUGAUGAGAUGAGCUUGGAGCGUACAGAGAAGUUGCUCAGUCAGGCCAUCGCCAAACCGGAUUGGUGUUACUUCCUCUUGGUUGAUCGUCAACAUCUAACAACAUUGGUGAAGAAUACAGAUGCAGAGCAUAUGGACCAUUUGUACAGAUUGUACAUCGACUUGCUUCGUCUGUACAACGACUGUCCCCAUUGUUAUGAGAACAUCGCUAUGGCCUUUGGUGAAGAGCGAGUGAGUCAAGAACUACAUCAAUGUCUACUGUCGACACCAACAUCGUCGCCAAAACUGCGAUAUGGAUGGCUCAAUGAUGCCACCCGGUCCAAGGCAAUGGCAAGAUUCCUAUCCUCGCACACUCAAGAGGUGUUUGAUUACCUUGACUCAACAUCAUUUGGGACACUGUUACGUAGCUACUCGAUUGAGCUUGAUGUGAUGAUCUUGGUGCUACAAGAUGAUAAGCUAAUGAGCAGUCAGAGGACCAUGGAAAGGCUUAGGAGGAUGGCGGACUUGGACACUAUUAACGCCACCACUGAUGGAAUGGACAAGUUGUCAUUAUUACUAAGUCCACUCCUCACACCAGACAACCUAUCAACCAUUAGCUUGGGUUUGGACACACUCAAGAGUGUUCGUAGCCUGAAUACCAUAAUCAAACUUAUGGGCAAGUCAUUCCCCGAGCAUUACCAGAUGUUUGUUGAGCACAUCAAACGUGGGAACUGGAGCAAGGACGACAAUCCCCUCAUUCUAUUGGAUGCCAUCACUCAGCACUACAAUCAAACAACAACUAUAUAUAUGCUCCAACCUCUUGCCUACACCAUAGGCGGACUCAUAUUGCUCGAUGGAAACAUUUUGAAGAAAUGGCCUACCACCAAAGACACGCCAACAAUCAUUCGAUCACUGAUCAGACUGAUGGAGAUAUGUAACGUUGACAACGACGACUAUACAAGUGACACACCACCUAGAAAUGAUCAUUUGUUCUAUUUGGCGAUGAUAUAUUUGAUUAGGAUGUAUGAUGAUAUGGACCAAAGUGAGGCGCUCUCUCAGGACCUGGUACAAAGAUAUCCGAUCAUGACCAAACGAUUUAUUGACAAACACUUUCGACCGUUUCUGGGAGAGAUUGGCCACAUCAAUGUCCACUUCCUUUCAACAUGCAAUGAACACUCACUGUUCGAUCAUGAUGAAGAGAGGACGCAUGAACUCUACAGGCUUGUCUUCAUGCGCUUCCCCGACUCAAAAAGAGUGCACAGACUCAUCAACUCAUACAUCAAGGCAUCAGACAUAUGGACGCAACACGUUGAUAACGUGAUGAAUGAGAGUAGGUCAAGCUCUGAUGAAUAUUCAAGAACGUACCAAGAGUUAAGGUCACAUAUAACCAAGGCCAACAUCUUAUUGUUUAGUGGACCCAUCAAGUACAUACAUCCAGCUUCAGUGUUGCACUUUCUCAAGUACUUGUACAACACAAAGUUGUAUGAACAGCCAGACCACUUCACAGCUUCAUCUUUGAUCGACUACAAGUCGAUCAAACAAUCUUUGUUCAACAAGUUCAGACACAAUGAUGAGGCAAAGUACCAAAGUCUUCGCCAACAGUUCAUCGAGAUGAAGAGUCGAUCAUUCGUGGACCGCCCACCACCACUUGUGGUCGACCCGACCUUGUGGCACACACUACCGCCACUCAUUGUGCGACACAUUGUCGACUUCCUUGUGAUGGAUGGCCGUAGUGAUCGGUCUACUCACUCGCGAUGGGUCCUAUCACUGUCGACCGUUUCCAAACAAUUACAUCGCGCAACAAUGAUGUCUAUCUCGAGCAACCCUGUGCCGUCCCUUGGCAUCAUCAGGACACUCAAUCACAUUGGAUCGACCUAUUGUCUAUUCCAGAAUGCUCCUCUUCAUCUGGAUAUCAACUACAUCCAGUAUAUACCCAUACAGUAUCUUGAUAACAUGUUGGAGUAUUUGGAAUCGUUGACGCUGCCCAUUGACGAUGAAUUCAUGUGUCAAUACGAUGACAAUCACUUUGAUUACAUUAAUGAUGGUGAUCGAAAACUAAUGUUCGUGGCCAUCAGCAAUCCCAUGCCGCGACUCAAACACAUAGAGUUUGUCGAGGAGUCUAAUCUAUUUUAUUAUGAUGUCAUUGGGAAUAUGAUGAAGGAUCCUACAUUGAGACCGUGGAUCAAGAUAGACCAUCUCUCGAGUCCAUUAAGUAUCGCACUAGUUCGAUAA